UCAACAAUCUGGCAACGCUGCAGUUGAUUUAUCAGAGCCUUUUGUGCUUUUAGGAAGAGCGAGGAACACACAGUCUACAGAAAAACUUUCAACCAUUUCAACAGACUGGAGUAAUGGAGUAGUAGGGGAGAUCUGCUGGGUUUUCUCGAAGAAAUUCACGUGAUUACAGGAUCCAUAUAGCGCUCGAAUUCUUUUCAAAACAAGCGUUAUUGUUAUAAAAACGUGGUUACCUGUUUAUUUCGCAAUAUUUACACACUAACAAAAGAAGAUGAAUAACUCCAUGGAGAAUGGUGAAGAUCCGUUCGCAGACAUUUGGAUUUCCAACUGGGAACGUCAGUGCGAGAUCGAACUUGAAAAUGAACCCGACCUUGAUCAAGCUGUACUAUCGGAACGGGAUUUAUCAACACAAAAGCUUUGGUAUCUCUUUCAGAACUCUGCCACAUCUGUAGCACAGUUGUUUAAAGAUCGUAACCAGCCUCAAGUGCUCUGGUUGCCUUUUCAAACUGCAGCUGGCACAAUCACUUCACUAUACAAAGAAUCGACAGAGGCCUUGAGACGAAGUUCCGAACUUGGCAUUCAGGCCGGAUAUCAGCGAAGAGCUAGAGAAAUGUUAGCUUGGGCCAAAAAGCGCCGCGGUCGGAACAUCAGACGUGAGGAAUUGAUCGCAUUCUUAACUGGCAAAAGUGUCCCAGGUUCUGGAGCUUCUCAACCCCGUCAUCAAAUGCGAAUGGGGCCUCGUCCACGUGUCUCACUUUCUGAUGGUAUGUCUGCAUCGCAUCAUGGAGCUUCUGCCCUUCAACAUCCACUGGAAGCGUCUGCCGGAGACUUUGAGCCAGCCCUUCAAGCUUUCCGUGAAGCCCUCAGCUUGCCUCUACCCUCAUCGGCUUCUAGCAACAAUAGUGGCUCGUCGGCCAAAAGCAACGGACGUCGAGGAAGCCCCGUUCAUAACCACAGCGAGCUGAGCGCCUUUAUAAGCCACGAGUCUGCUCGCCAUAAAAGACCUGCUCCCGCAAGCCCCACCCACGACGUCAUCAUGGACUCGCCCACUCAUAAACGCUCGAGACUGAUGUAAACUAUCCUGCUUUUGGAAACCAAGCGAACCCAAUAGCUAAAACAAAAUAAUUUUUUUCUCAUCUAACGUUAACCCUUCCGUUUUUUUUUUCUCUAAAAUCCUUACCUCAUUUGUUUUGUUAAAUUUCUCGCUUCGGCGCGCCUUUUUUUCCCCCUUCUAUUUGAAAAUUCACCUUCAACCCCAAUGUUCUUUUGUGUUCAUUUCGAGCUCGUUAUGCAAAAAGGACGAAGUAUGAACUUCAUUGCGCCGAAGCUGCUGCUGCUGCUACUACACAGACACAAAACAAAGAUUCGCAUUUUUUUUUUCUCUUCAUUUUUUUUUUUCGGGGUCUCCCUCACAAGCGAAAGGCCAUUUGUGUUCUUGCUGAAUAAUAAUAAUCCAUUAAGAUGGUGUUGCCAUCAUUACUCCCCCCCCCCCCCCGUUUAUUUUAGGAACCUGUUCUACUUGUCAAGUUGAAGAAUGUUCACCCUAUUUCCUCCUCUCUCCGGGUAACAUUAUAACAAAAUUAUAGAAAGACAGCAGUUAUAUUCCAAACGAAGGUGGAAGUAACAUCGCCGUUUGCAACACGUCGAAUUUCAAGUUGAAUUAUAUAUUUCAGACCUGAGCGUGUGUAAAUGUGUGUGUUCGAUUGAAAUCGGAUUCUUGAAAAAAAUCUGGUCUUGUUUUCACCAUGCUUUGAUUAUUUUCUUUUUUUUUUUCUUUAAUUUUCUUGAUUGAGAAAUGACCUCAACAAAUGCUGUCCUCGUUGUUUCCUCUGCUCCAACCCUUUUUUUUUCACUUUCAUUUUAAUUUUAAAAAUAGUUUGCGCGUUUCUCGUUUCGGUGAUGAUGAAUUCGUAUGUUUCCUAUGAUAACGAUAAUUUAGUUUCUGAUUGA
Messenger RNA from Daphnia pulex (common water flea), 1947 nucleotides. RefSeq names its product UPF0472 protein C16orf72 homolog. NCBI's taxonomy places the organism in Eukaryota, Metazoa, Arthropoda, Branchiopoda, Diplostraca, Daphniidae. The record is from RefSeq and is a predicted model, not a curated record. The coding region runs from base 269 to 1072 and encodes 267 amino acids. The transcript is spliced from 3 exons.